GCCCAGCAGCGGCUCAUUCGUUGUUGUUUACAGUCAGAGUUUGAGUCCGGAUCGUCUCGGAGAGAUCAUGGCAGAAACCGCGCCAGCAGCCGCCGCGACCAAAGCGGCCAAGAAGAAGACCGCAGCUAAACGCAAGAGGACGGGACCGGGCGUCGGAGAGCUCAUCGUCAAGGCCGUGUCCGCGUCUAAAGAGAGGAGCGGCGUGUCUCUCGCCGCCCUGAAGAAAGCGCUCGCUGCCGGCGGCUACGACGUGGAGAAGAACAACUCCCGCGUCAAGAUCGCCGUUAAGAGCCUGGUGCUGAAAGGCACCCUGGUCCAGACCAAAGGAACCGGCGCCUCCGGCUCUUUCAAGCUGAACAAGAAGCAAGCCGAGACCAAGACGAAGCCCGCGAAGAAAGCCGCUCCUAAAGCCAAGAAGCCCGCAGCCAAGAAACCCGCCGCCAAGAAAGCGGCCGCCGCUAAGAAACCCAAACCCGCCGCAGCGAAGAAGCCCGCCGCUAAGAAGUCUCCGAAGAAGGCCAAGAAACCCGCUGCUAAAAAGGCGACGAAGAGCCCCAAAAAAGCAAAGAAGCCCGCGACCCCCAAGAAAGCAGCCAAGAGCCCUAAGAAGACAAAGGCGGCCAAACCCAAGACCGCGAAACCCAAAGCCGCCAAAGCUAAAAAGACAGCAGCCAAGAAGAAAUAAAAGACUGUCAAAAAAACUGUCAAAAACGGCUCUUUUAAGAGCCAUCCACUAAGUCACGUUUGAGAGCACUGUUACCUUGAUUAUCUAUAUAAUGGCGUUGCAUAAUUACAUGCUGAAUGAACUCUCCACAAGUCUCCCAGUGG
This is a messenger RNA of Puntigrus tetrazona (Sumatra barb), 828 nucleotides long. RefSeq names its product histone H1-like. Lineage: Eukaryota; Metazoa; Chordata; Actinopteri; Cypriniformes; Cyprinidae. The coding region runs from base 68 to 685 and encodes 205 amino acids. Gene Ontology annotation, biological process: nucleosome assembly. The record is from RefSeq and is a predicted model, not a curated record. The transcript has a single exon. Gene Ontology annotation, cellular component: nucleosome. Gene Ontology annotation, molecular function: DNA binding; structural constituent of chromatin.